Elephantulus edwardii (Cape elephant shrew) is the source of this 930-nucleotide messenger RNA. It is a transcript of the gene GTF2H3, whose product is annotated as general transcription factor IIH, polypeptide 3, 34kDa. Gene Ontology annotation, biological process: nucleotide-excision repair; regulation of DNA-templated transcription. The coding region runs from base 1 to 930 and encodes 309 amino acids. NCBI's taxonomy places the organism in Eukaryota, Metazoa, Chordata, Mammalia, Macroscelidea, Macroscelididae. The record is from RefSeq and is a predicted model, not a curated record. The transcript has 13 exons. Gene Ontology annotation, cellular component: transcription factor TFIIH holo complex; transcription factor TFIIH core complex.
AUGGUCUCUGACGAAGAUGAAUUGAAUCUUCUCGUCAUCAUAGUUGAUACCAACCCCAUUUGGUGGGGAAAGCAAGCCCUGAAGGAGUCUCAGUUUACGUUGUCAAAAUGCAUCGACGCCGUGAUGGUGUUGGGGAAUUCCCAUCUGUUCAUGAAUCGGUCCAACAAACUUGCUGUGAUCGCAAGUCAUAUUCAAGAGAGCCGAUUUCUGUAUCCUGGAAAGAACGGCAGACUGGGAGACAUCUUCGGAGACGCCUGCAGCCUCCCCUCCGAAUUUAAUCCCACCGGAAGUAAAGACGGAAAAUACGAGCUGUUAACAGCAGCUAAUGAAAUUAUCGCUGAAGAGAUUAAGGACCUCAUGACAAAGAGUGAUAUAAAGGGUCAGCACACGGAGACGCUGCUGGCAGGAUCGCUGGCCAAGGCCCUCUGCUACAUUCAUAGGAUGAACAAGGAAGUUAAAGAUAACCAGGAAAUGAAGUCAAGGAUAUUGGUCAUCAAGGCUGCAGAGGACAGCGCCGUGCAGUACAUGAACUUCAUGAACGUCAUCUUCGCGGCCCAGAAGCAGAAUAUUUUGAUCGACGCCUGUGUUUUAGACUCCGAUUCGGGACUCCUCCAGCAGGCCUGUGACAUCACGGGGGGCCUGUACCUGAAGGUGCCGCAGAUGCCCUCGCUCCUGCAGUAUUUGCUGUGGGUUUUCCUUCCUGAUCAAGACCAGAGGUCCCAGCUAAUCCUCCCACCCCCGAUUCACGUGGACUACAGGGCUGCCUGCUUCUGCCACCGGAACCUCAUUGAGAUCGGCUACGUGUGCUCCGUGUGCCUGUCAAUCUUCUGCAACUUCAGCCCCAUCUGCACCACGUGCGAGACUGCCUUCAAGAUUUCGCUGCCUCCUGUGCUCAAGGCUAAGAAAAAGAAAUUGAAAGUAUCCGCUUGA